Condylura cristata (star-nosed mole) is the source of this 939-nucleotide messenger RNA. RefSeq names its product olfactory receptor 6C74-like. Gene Ontology annotation, molecular function: olfactory receptor activity; G protein-coupled receptor activity. Bases 1 to 939 code for a protein of 312 amino acids. The record is from RefSeq and is a predicted model, not a curated record. The transcript has a single exon. Gene Ontology annotation, cellular component: membrane. Gene Ontology annotation, biological process: G protein-coupled receptor signaling pathway. Lineage: Eukaryota; Metazoa; Chordata; Mammalia; Eulipotyphla; Talpidae.
AUGAUUGACACAAACAGGACAGUGGUGCAGGAAUUUAUCCUGGAAGGAUUCCCUGCUGUCCAGCACCUGGGGAAAGUCCUCUUCCUGGCGCACCUGCUGGCCUACCUGGUCUCCAUCAUGGGAAACACUCUCAUCAUCACCAUCACCUGUAUUGACCAUCACCUCCAAACACCUAUGUAUUUCUUCCUGAGCAGUUUCUCCUUUUUAGAAUGCUGUUUUAUAACCACUGUAAUUCCUAAAUUACUGGUCAUCUUUCUAUCAGGGAGGCAAACAAUUUCCUUUGUUGCCUGCUUCAUGCAAGCCUUUGUCUUCCUUUUCCUGGGGGCAUCUGUCUUCUUCCUUAUGGCUGUAUUGUCCCUGGAUAGGUACCUGGCCAUCUGCAAGCCCUUGUAUUACCCAACCAUCAUGAACCCAAGGAUGUGUUUUCUCCUGGUCGCUGGCUGUGUAGCUUUGGGAUUCUUCCUCAUGAUGGUUCCAAUUAUAGUGCUUUCCCAGAUGUCCUUCUGUGGGCCCCAUAUCAUUCCUCAUUUCUUCUGUGACUUUGGUCCCCUCAUCCAUCUCUCCUGUUCUGACACCAGAUCUGUUGAAAUGAUGGCCCUUGUCCUUGCCUUGUGUGUCCUUUUGACAUCCCUCUGCAUAACCGUUAUUGCGUACAGCAAGAUAGUCAUCACAAUCAUGCAUCUCCCCUCAGCCAAGGAGCGACAGAAAGCUUUCUCCACCUGCUCUUCUCACCUCAUUGUCCUCUCUCUGAUGUAUGGCAGCUGCGUCUUUAUCUAUGUGAAACCAAAGCAAACAAACAGGGUGAACUUGAACAGGGAGGCUGCCCUUGUGAACACGGUGGUGACCCCGCUGCUGAACCCUGUCAUCUACACUCUCAGGAACAAGCAGGUCCACCAGGCUCUGAGGAACACUCUUUCUAGAGGGAGAUUGCAGAAGUAG